AUGGAGACGGGGCCCAGAGGAACUCCCAGCAGCCUAAAGGAGUCGGAUGAAAUUUCUCCGCACGGACCACUGGUGUUUGUCGGCUCCUCGGAACAGGACGUAAACUUGGCCAAGCAGUUCUGGAUCUCGGCGUCGUUGUAUCCUCCUAAUGAAUCUCAGUUGGUGCUGUCCAGAGAUAGCAGGCAGCGUCUGCCCGUGGCGCGGCCCUCUGGGUGCAACGUGGCAGAGGGCACAGAAGUUGAGGAAGUCCUAAAGAUUCAGGAAUCGGAGGAGAAACUAAAGUAUCUCCAAAAGGCUAAGAAAAGAGAUGAGAUUCUCCAACUAUUAAGAAAACAAAGAGAAGAAAGGAUCAUGAAAGAAAUGAUCUCCCUUCGUUGUAGAAGAAAGGCCAAAGUACAUGAAGCAAAGAAGGUGAUAUCAGAGUCAGAGAAACAGGAUCAAGAAGAAGUCAAAGCCUUGGACUAA
This is a messenger RNA of Trichechus manatus latirostris (Florida manatee), 465 nucleotides long. RefSeq names its product HOATZ cilia and flagella associated protein (gene HOATZ). NCBI's taxonomy places the organism in Eukaryota, Metazoa, Chordata, Mammalia, Sirenia, Trichechidae. The record is from RefSeq and is a predicted model, not a curated record. Gene Ontology annotation, biological process: cilium assembly. Bases 1 to 465 code for a protein of 154 amino acids. The transcript is spliced from 5 exons.